Messenger RNA from Trichobilharzia regenti, 2316 nucleotides. The record is from the annotation of a GenBank genome assembly. Lineage: Eukaryota; Metazoa; Platyhelminthes; Trematoda; Strigeidida; Schistosomatidae.
CUUGAACAACAACAAACAAAGUAAACACAUAAUGAUGUAGUUAAACAAACAUUGACGAUUGAAUACAGAAAAAUUUGACUCAUUACUGGUUGAUCUAUUGAAUAAUGGUGAUAAAAGGAAUCAGUAUUUAAUACAAUAAGAAUAUCAAUUUCUGCGCAUAUAUAUAUAUGUAUGAACCCUGACAGAGAGUGAAAAAAUGAGUAGUCUAAGGAAAUGCUAAUCUGUGAUAAUAAUAAUAAUUAUUAAAAUGUAUAAAGUGAUAUGGAGGCAAUUCUCCGAAUUGAUUUGUGGAAUUGAAAGAGAAACUGAUGGACAAGCCACAAUCACCUCAUGGGAGGAUAAUAAUGUUGAUAAUGACGACAGUAGAAAUAACAGUGGCUUAGAUGAAUUCCAAUUCCAUGUGAAAAUAUGCCCCAAAGAUGGACCAUAUGCUCAUGCUGAGUUUGAGUUUGAAAUUAUCGUUCGUUUUGAACGCUAUGGAGAAAUGCCAGCUGUUCGUUGUUUAAGUCACAUAUAUCAUCCAAAUAUUGAAGAUUAUGACAACGGGGGAGGUGUUUGUUUAAAUCUAUUUCAUAAUUGGAAUAUUGAGAUGGGUUUAAAAGCUAUCAUUGAUGGUUUAUUAUUUCUAUUCUCCGAACCGAAUGAAGAGGAUCCAAUCAAUGAACGCUUUAUUAUUCCACCUGGAUGUACAUUCGAAGAUGCAGUCACCGAAUCACUACAAGGUGGUAGUUAUCUUCAUUAUUCAGGUCCACCAAAUAGACCAUGGUGUAAAUGGUAUGAGGAACAGAUGAAAAAUAAACGAAAAUCGUUAAUUGUUCCAACGGAAACAAAUAAAAUAUGUGAAAAUUUAAAAGAAAAUAUUGAUGAUCAUUAUGAACACAAUCACCAUCAUCAUGAUUAUCCUGGUAAACUUGGAUUGUUGAACAAUCAGGAUGAAUACGAAUCAACAUCAGAUAAACAAAAAGAAAGUAGCAUCGUUGAAGAAAAUGAUACUUUAACAUCGUCUUUCAUCUCAUCCUCUUCGUCAUCAUUGUCGUCAGCUGUGUCAUUGCCGCAUGCAGAAAAAAACCCAACACAUCAGUCGAAUCUAUUCAACACUAGACAAUUAAGUAAUCAUCAAUCCUUUUCUACAAUCAUUUGGAAAGAAAUCUCUAUCAUUUCUGUUGAUAUAGAUGAUCUGACAGAAAUUACAUAUCACUUUAUAGAAACGUGUAAUUUUGAAUGGAAUAAACACUGUGAAAAAGUGUACUAUGGGCAUUUGAAUAUUGGAAUACCCGAUAUAUUUACUACGGACAUAUAUCAGAAAUCUGUCUAUCAAUCAAUAAGUUUAAAAAGUAAAUGCACUGAAAAUAUACAAAAUAAUGUGAAUGCACAAUUUGAUCAUUUCAAUAGCAAUGAUAAUAAUAAAGACAAUGGCAGGUCAGUUAUUUCAACAAUUAGUAAAGCAGUUUUCACUAAUGAAUCUAUGUAUGUGAGAUCUAUUGUACCAAUGAAAUGGAUAUAUUAUACAACAAGAUGGUCUAAUUAUCUUGUUCCUGGUAGGCAACUGACUGAAAAUUUUCUAAAACCUAACUGGGCAUCUCCAUAUCGACGUGCUUCAUCAAGGCAACUGUUUGAAGACUUACAUCGUUAUAUAUUGAAUGUCGAGUGGCCUCAUGCAAGUCAAAUAUUUAUACUUGAUCCACUUGCGUUAUCCCCAUUUUCACCGAUAGCUCUUCGCAUUAUCUAUGAUCAUAAUGAACCUAAGGCUGAAAAAUGGAUCUAUGUCUACGAAUGGUUGUCACCAUGGUAUUCAGUUAACAAGUUUACAAUCAGUCAAAAUCGAAACAGAUAUCCAGGUAUUGCAAUCAUAUGUUGGUUAGCCUACAUCACUAACUGGAUCAAUUAUUUAUCAAGAUAUGAAAUUAAUCAUACACAACUCGGUUAUUCACGUCCUGGGACUACAAUAUUUUCACGAGCAUGGAGAUUUACAGAACCAAUCGGUACAUGUUAUAUUUUUUCACAUUCGCUAACUUGUGGUCAAAUAGCUAUAUUUGAUGGAUGGAUUUUAUGGCUUAGUGGUUUAGUUAUGCAACAGAUUACUAGUAUCUCUUUGAAAUUACUAGAUUAUAUUAAUAAGAAAUACAGAAAGUAUACACCUCCAUGUCGUUUAUCUUCAACUAAAGAUCCAUUAAAAGGCUGUACUACAUCUAUGUACGUCUUCACUGAUGUUGAUGAGAUUUAAAGUGUUAAGUUAAUUUUAUUUAUUUUACCCUAAUAAUGUAACGCUAACGAAAACAAUUUAUUCAAGAUGUUAUUUUGAUUUUAAUAUUUCAG